Rhodamnia argentea is the source of this 2417-nucleotide messenger RNA. RefSeq names its product calcium-dependent mitochondrial ATP-magnesium/phosphate carrier protein 2-like. The coding region runs from base 587 to 2077 and encodes 496 amino acids. The record is from RefSeq and is a predicted model, not a curated record. The transcript has 4 exons. Gene Ontology annotation, biological process: transmembrane transport. NCBI's taxonomy places the organism in Eukaryota, Viridiplantae, Streptophyta, Magnoliopsida, Myrtales, Myrtaceae. Gene Ontology annotation, molecular function: calcium ion binding; ATP transmembrane transporter activity.
AUACGAAAAGGAAAAACAAAGAAACGAAGGAUUCGAUUUCUCUCUCUCAAUCUCCGUCUCUCUGCCUCUUCUUCCUUUUUACGGAUGGGCAUCUCCUCCACAAUUUGAAGCGGUCAUCGCCGGCGAUCCAACCCCGUCUCCGGCCGGAAUCUCCUCGGCCAUGACUUGUCCGCGCGCGCGACGCGAUGGACUUCUCCGUCCUAGUCUUCGGUUGGAGUCUCCGUGCCUUUUUUGACGCUCCGUCUCUCCACGUUUUCUAUUCUUCUUCGCGUGUUUGAAUUCGCUGUCGCCUUUUUGACCUAAAUUCGGCUCGGGAUUUCGGCGUUUGGGCGAGUUGGUUGGGGCGUCUGGCGUUGGGGCGAAUCGCAUUUUGCUGCGUGCGUUGCUCUUGCGAUUCUUUGAUCGGUGAGCUGGUAUCACUUUGUUCGGCCACAUUUUGGCUCGGAUCUCGAUUAGGUUAUGGUGAAGCCUCGAGGAUUGACUCUGCCGUGAGAAGCUGUAGCUCGAAGGAGGUUCUCAAAUUUUUCUUUUUCUGGUCGGAGGAUUUUGUUAGGGUAGUUCUGUCCGCUUAUUUUCGAUAAGAGCGAUGGAGGCGCAUGCGAAGAAUGAGAAAAGGCGGCGAUCGAAUGGGUGUAAUCCGGUUGCAAAGCCGGGGCCAGUGUCGAUGGAUCAUGUGUUGUUGGCAUCGGGCGAGACGAAGGAGGAGAGGGAACAAAGAAUUAGAAGUUUGUUUGGCUUCUUCGAUACUGCGAAUGUUGGUUAUUUAGACUAUUCACAGAUUGAGGCUGGGCUCUCCGCCCUGCAUAUACCUUCGGUAUACAAAUACGCGAAGGAUUUGUUGAACGUGUGUGAUGCCAACAAAGAUGGACGCGUUGAUUACCAGGAAUUUAAGCGAUACAUGGACGACAAGGAGCUUGAGCUUUACCGCAUUUUUCAAGCCAUUGACGUGGAGCACAAUGGUUGCAUUGUGCCUGAGGAGCUAUAUGAUGCUCUUCUUAGGGCAGGCAUUGAAAUUGAUGACGAGGAGCUUGCCCUUUUUGUUGAGCGUGUGGAUAAGGACAAUAAUGGCGUCAUAACUUUUGAAGAAUGGAGAGAUUUUCUUCUGCUUUACCCUCACGAGGCAACUAUGGAGAACAUUUAUCAUUACUUGGAAAGAGCUUGCCUUGUUGAUAUUGGAGAGCAAGCUGUGGUACCAGAGGGCAUUAGUAAACACAUCCAUGCAAGCAGAUAUCUUAUCGCAGGAGCUGUGGCGGGAGCAGCAUCUCGUACUGCAACUGCCCCACUUGACCGGUUGAAAGUUAUUUUACAAGUGCAGACCACCCGUACUCGUAUAAUGCCUGCAAUAAAGUCUAUAUGGAAGGACGGUGGUCUUACGGGAUUUUUCCGGGGCAAUGGAUUAAAUGUUGUGAAAGUGGCUCCCGAGAGUGCUAUAAAGUUCUAUGCUUAUGAAGUGCUGAAACGUGUUAUUGUGAACGCACAUGGAGGAGAAGAUAAGUCUGAAAUCGGGCCUAUGGGGCGCCUUCUUGCCGGUGGUUUAGCAGGAGCUGUAGCACAAUCAGCUGUUUACCCCAUGGAUCUUGUGAAAACUAGAUUGCAAACUCAUGUUUCUGACGGAGGGAAGUGUCCUAGUAUAGGACAAAUGACUAGGGAUAUAUGGGUUCAGGAAGGGGCUCGGGCAUUUUAUAGGGGGGUUGUUCCAUCUCUGAUUGGGAUAAUUCCUUAUGCUGGCAUUGACCUCGCUGCAUAUGAAACCUUCAAAGAUUUGUCCAAGAAGUACAUUCUUCAAGAUAGUGAGCCUGGCCCUCUAGUGCAGCUGGUCUGUGGGAUGACCUCUGGAGCUCUUGGAGCUAGUUGUGUCUACCCUUUGCAAGUCGUAAGGACAAGGAUGCAAGCCCAGCGCCCCAAUACAGAUGCUGCAUAUAAAGGCAUGUCAGAUGUAUUUAGGAAAACAUUUAAACAUGAAGGGCUAAGGGGAUUCUACAAAGGAAUCUUCCCUAAUUUGCUCAAAGUUGUUCCAUCAGCAAGCAUUACUUAUAUGGUUUACGAGACUAUGAAAAAGAGACUACAUUUGGAAUAGCAAGUUAUGCAAACUUUCCCAGUUCCUACUGGGGGAUUGACAAGGCUGACAAAUGGCGGGGUGUUUUCAUGAGGAAGACUUUGUUUACAUUAAUAAGGUUACUCAUUUUUGGUAGAUCCUAUGGUUAUUUGUCUAAUUAUACUUCAGUGCUAGCUUAAGAUAUAUUGGAAGGGGCAAAAUUGGCUUGCCCACCAUCUGGUAGCUGAAACCAUCUUUUUUUGGAGUGAUUACCAAUUAGCCCAUGUUGUAUGAUACAGAAGCAUACGGCAUAAGGUUGACAGAAACCUGAUUUUGUUAUUCUUUCUGGCGGCAAUUUAAUCAGAAUGUCCAGUUAUGGAGA